CACCAAUCAGAAGUUUUGCCCGCUGUUUCCGCGCUGUUGCAGCUGUCGAGACACUCACCGCCCGGCAGUAAGAGCGGGGAAGUAUUUGAGAAUGGAGACAGAGGGACCGAGAACGGUGGAUGUUUUCCACAUAUGACCGACCCAUUAAACCGAUUUCUCCGUUAUAAGUCUCUCCUUUGGCCUCCAUCUUGAGCAGAAAAUAAUUUUCUCCAUUGUGUUUUCUACAUAGCCUUUUGCCUCUUCUCCCUCCAAUUCGCUUCUCAUUCCCCUCUUAAAGCGACGCGUUAACUCACAAUGGCGGAAAUUACCAUCACCGACUGGACGACCCGCGAUGUUAGGUUUCCAACUUCCCUUGACAAGACUGGCUCGGAUGCCAUGAACGCUGCUGGUGAUUAUUCGGCUGCAUACUGCAUUCUCCAGACCGAUUCUGAGUACUCUGGUCAUGGAAUGACUUUCACUAUUGGUCGCGGAAAUGACACAGUCUGCCACGCCAUUGCACAUGUUGCUGAGCGCCUAAAGGGCAGGACGCUGUCCUCCCUGGUCGCCAACAUGGGUGAGACCUGGCGCUACCUGGUGUCGGAUUCGCAGCUGAGAUGGAUCGGUCCCGAGAAGGGAGUUAUUCACCUUGCUCUCGGUUCCGUCGUCAAUGCGCUGUGGGAUCUCUGGGCUAAGACGCUGGGCAAGCCAGUGUGGCAGGUUGUGGCGGAGAUGACGCCUGAGGAGUUCACUCGCUGCAUCGAUUUCCGAUACCUUACUGAUGCCAUUACGCCCGAGGAGUCGAUAGCAAUGCUCAAGGAGAUGGAGGCAGGAAAGGCGGAGAGACUACAAGAGGCACUUAAGAACACCGCUGUCCCAGCGUAUACUACUAGUGCGGGAUGGUUGGGAUACGGAGAGGAGAAGAUGAAGGGGCUGCUCCAGGAGACCCUGGCCCAGGGCUACAAGCAUUUCAAGCUCAAGGUCGGAACGAGUGUGGAGCAGGACAGGAAGAGACUUUCGAUCGCCCGUGAGGUGAUUGGAUACGAUAAGGGCAACAUUCUGAUGAUCGAUGCGAACCAGGUCUGGUCCGUGCCGGAGGCCAUCGAGUACAUGGAGCACCUGAAGGAGUUCAAGCCGUGGUUUAUUGAGGAGCCCACCUCGCCUGAUGACAUUCUCGGACAUGCCGCUAUCCGCAACGCGCUGAAGAAAUACAACAUUGGCGUUGCUACUGGUGAGAUGUGCCAAAACAGAGUCAUCUUCAAGCAGAUGCUGCAAUAUGGUGCCAUUGAUAUCUGCCAGAUCGAUGCAUGCCGUCUGGGUGGCGUGAACGAGGUGCUCUGCGUGCUCCUCAUGGCGAAGAAGUUUGGCGUCCCGAUUGUGCCCCACUCGGGCGGUGUGGGACUCCCAGAGUACACCCAGCAUCUCAGCACCAUCGACUACGUCGUUGUCAGUGGAAAGAAGAGCGUCCUGGAGUACGUUGACCACUUGCACGAUCACUUCGAGCACCCCAGCAAGGUGGAGAAUGGUCACUACGUCACGCCCACCGAGCCGGGAUACUCGGUGCAGAUGAAGGAGGCGAGCAUGGUGGAGUUUGGCUUCCCAGGAGUGGAGGGAAGCUGGUGGAAGAGCGAGGCCGCGAAGCCGAUAUUGAAUGGCGAUAAGUUCUAGAUCUAGGUGGUGUGAGGUUGGCCCUCCCGCUUCAAUAAUGGCAGGGCAGGGCAGGGAUACCGUGAUCCCGGGAUCCUGAAAUAGAAGUAUGUCUGGGCACUGUACUGUACAUACCUAGCGAAUACUAUGACAUUGUAUUACCACAGAGAUUUCUGGGCAUGAUGAUUGAUGAUACAGUUGGCGCCGAGAUCACGGGAAGAGAG
This is a messenger RNA of Pseudogymnoascus verrucosus, 1847 nucleotides long. RefSeq names its product L-galactonate dehydratase (gene LGD1). Gene Ontology annotation, molecular function: L-fuconate dehydratase activity; magnesium ion binding. Lineage: Eukaryota; Fungi; Ascomycota; Leotiomycetes; Thelebolales; Thelebolaceae. The record is from RefSeq and is a predicted model, not a curated record. Gene Ontology annotation, biological process: amino acid catabolic process; carbohydrate catabolic process. The coding region runs from base 295 to 1644 and encodes 449 amino acids. The transcript has 2 exons.